Puma concolor (puma) is the source of this 6127-nucleotide messenger RNA. Lineage: Eukaryota; Metazoa; Chordata; Mammalia; Carnivora; Felidae. The record is from RefSeq and is a predicted model, not a curated record.
AUGUCCUGUGUUAGCCUGAAUGACUCCCACAAUCAGAUGGUGGUGCACUGGGCCGGAGAGAAAAGCAACGUGAUCGUGGCCUUAGCCCGGGACAGCCUGGCACUGGCGAGGCCCAGGAGCAGUGACUACAUCUUUGCAGAUGCUUAUGCCCAGUACCUCUGGAUCACGUUUGACUUCUGCAACACCCUCCAAGGCUUUUCCAUCCCAUUCCGGGCGGCCGACCUCCUGCUGCAUAGCAAGGCCUCCAACCUUCUCCUGGGCUUUGACAGGUCUCACCCCAACAAGCAGCUGUGGAAGUCGGAUGAUUUUGGCCAGACCUGGAUCCUGAUUCAGGAACACGUGAAAUCCUUUUCUUGGGGUGUUGAUCCCUAUGACAAGCCGAACACCAUCUACGUCGAGCGGCACGAGCCCUCUGGCUACUCCACGGUGUUCCGAAGUACAGACUUCUUCCAGUCCCGGGAGAACCAGGAAGUGAUCCUGGAGGAAGUGAGAGACUUUCAGCUCCGGGACAAGUACAUGUUUGCUACCAAGGUGGUGCAUCUCCUGGGCAGUCCGCAGCCGUCUUCUGUCCAGCUCUGGGUCUCCUUUGGCCGGAAGCCCAUGCGAGCGGCCCAGUUUGUCACAAGACAUCCUAUUAAUGAAUAUUACAUCGCAGAUGCCUCCGAGGACCAGGUAUUUGUGUGCGUCAGUCAUAGUAACAGCCGCACCAACUUGUACAUCUCGGAGGCAGAAGGGCUGAAAUUCUCCCUGUCCUUGGAGAACGUGCUGUAUUACAGCCCAGGAGGGGCGGGCAGUGACACGCUGGUGAGGUAUUUUGCAAAUGAGCCAUUUGCUGACUUCCACCGAGUGGAAGGGUUACAAGGAGUCUACAUUGCUACUCUGAUAAACGGUUCUAUGAAUGAGGAGAACAUGAGAUCAGUCAUCACCUUUGACAAAGGUGGCACCUGGGAAUUUCUUCAGGCGCCAGCCUUCACAGGAUAUGGAGAAAAAAUCAAUUGUGAGCUCGCCCAGGGCUGUUCCCUCCACCUGGCCCAGCGGCUCAGCCAGCUGCUCAACCUUCAGCUCCGGAGGAUGCCCAUCCUGUCCAAGGAGUCCGCUCCCGGGCUCAUCAUUGCCACUGGGUCAGUGGGAAAGAACUUGGCAAGCAAGACGAACGUGUACAUCUCCAGCAGUGCCGGAGCCCGAUGGCGAGAGGCACUUCCUGGACCUCACUACUAUACUUGGGGAGAUCAUGGCGGCAUCAUCAUGGCCAUCGCCCAGGGCAUGGAAACCAAUGAGCUGAAAUACAGUACCAACGAAGGGGAGACCUGGAAAACGUUCAUCUUCUCCGAGAGCCCAGUGUUUGUGUACGGGCUCCUCACGGAACCCGGCGAGAAGAGCACUGUCUUCACCAUCUUUGGCUCCAACAAGGAGAAUGUCCACAGCUGGCUGAUCCUGCAGGUCAAUGCCACGGGUGCCUUGGUCGCUGGCACGUAUGACUUUGGCUUCAAGAUGAGUGAAGAUCUGGCAUUAGAGGUCUGUGUUCCGGAUCCUGAGUUUUCUGGGAAGUCAUACUCCCCUCCUGUGCCUUGUCCUGUGGGUUCUACAUACAGGAGAACAAGAGGCUAUCGGAAGAUUUCUGGGGACACUUGCAGUGGAGGAGACGUUGAAACACGGCUGGAAGGAGAACUGGUCCCUUGUCCCUUGGCAGAGGAGAAUGAGUUCAUCCUGUACGCCAUGCGGAAGUCCAUCCACCGCUAUGACCUGGCCUCAGGAGCCACGGAGCAGCUGCCUCUCACUGGCUUGCGGGCCGCAGUGGCCCUGGACUUUGACUAUGAGCAGAACUGCUUGUAUUGGUCUGACCUGGCCUUGGACAUCAUCCAGCGCCUCUGUCUGAAUGGGAGUACAGGGCAAGAGGUGAUCAUCAACUCCGGCCUGGAGACCGUAGAGGCCUUGGCUUUUGAACCCCUCAGCCAGUUAUUGUACUGGGUGGAUUCUGGCUUUAAAAAGAUUGAGGUAGCUAAUCCAGAUGGUGACUUCCGACUCACGAUCGUCAACUCCUCUGUGCUCGAUCGGCCCCGGGCCCUGGUCCUCCUGCCCCAAGACGGGGUGAUGUUCUGGACUGACUGGGGAGACCUGAAGCCAGGAAUUUAUCGGAGCAACAUGGACGGUUCUGCUGUGCAUCGUCUCGUGUCAGAGGACGUGAAGUGGCCCAACGGCAUCGCUGUGGAUGACCAGUGGAUCUACUGGACAGACGCCUACCUGGACUGCAUCGAGCGGAUCACCUUUGAUGGCCAACAGCGUUCCGUCAUCCUGGACAACCUCCCCCACCCCUACGCCAUCGCCGUCUUUAAGAAUGAAAUCUACUGGGAUGAUUGGUCGCAGCUCAGCAUCUUCCGAGCUUCCAAGUACACCGGCUCUCAGAUGGCGAUUCUGGCAAGCCAGCUCACGGGGCUGAUGGACAUGAAGAUUUUCUACAAGGGGAAGACGACUGGAAGCAACGCCUGUGUGUCCAGGCCGUGCAGCCUGCUCUGCCUGCCCAGGGCCAACAACAGUAAGAGCUGCCGGUGUCCGGAGGGCGUGUCCAGCACUGUCCUCCCGUCCGGGUACCUGAUGUGCGACUGCCCGCAGGGCUAUCAGCGGGAGAACAGCACCUGCGUCAAAGAAGAGAACACCUGUCUCCGUAACCAGUACCGCUGCAGCAACGGGAACUGUAUCAACAGCAUUUGGUGGUGCGACUUUGACAACGACUGUGGCGACAUGAGCGACGAGAGAAACUGCCCCACUACCGUUUGUGAUCUGGAUACCCAGUUCCGUUGCCAGGAGUCCGGGACCUGCAUCCCCCUCUCCUAUAAAUGUGACCUCGAGGAUGACUGUGGAGACAAUAGCGAUGAAAGUCAUUGUGAAAUGCACCAGUGCCGGAGUGACGAAUACAACUGCAGUUCGGGCAUGUGCAUCCGCUCCUCCUGGGUGUGUGACGGGGACAAUGACUGCAGAGACUGGUCUGAUGAAGCCAACUGCACCGCCAUCUACCACACCUGCGAAGCCUCCAACUUCCAGUGUCACAACGGGCACUGUAUCCCCCAGCGGUGGGCGUGUGAUGGCGACAUGGAUUGCCAGGACGGUUCUGAUGAGGAUCCCGUGAAGUGCGAGAAGAAGUGUAACGGCUUCCGCUGCCCGAACGGCACCUGCAUCCCCUCCAGCAAGCAUUGUGACGGUCUGCGGGACUGCUCGGACGGCUCCGACGAGCAGCACUGCGCCCAAGACCCUGAGUUCCACAAGGUGUGCGAUGAGUUCAGUUUCCAGUGCCAAAACGGAGUGUGCGUCAGCUUGAUUUGGAAAUGCGACGGCAUGGACGACUGCGGCGACUACUCUGACGAAGCCAACUGCGAAAACCCCACAGAAGCCCCAAACUGCUCCCGCUACUUCGAGUUCCAGUGUGAGAAUGGCCACUGCAUCCCCAACAGGUGGAAGUGUGACAGGGAGAACGACUGUGAGGACUGGUCUGAUGAGAAGGACUGUGGAGAUUCACACGUUCUUCCCUCCCCGACGCCCGGGCCCUCCACGUGUCUGCCCAAUUACUACCGCUGCAGCAGUGGGGCGUGCGUGAUGGACAGCUGGGUAUGUGAUGGGUACCGAGAUUGUGCAGAUGGCUCAGACGAGGAAGCCUGCCCCUCGCCUGCCACACACAGCACCUUGACCUGUAUGAGCAUGGAGUUCAAGUGUGAGGACGGCGAGGCCUGCAUCGUGCUCUCCGAGCGCUGUGACGGCUUCCUGGACUGCUCAGACGAGAGUGACGAGAGGGCCUGCAGCGAUGAACUAACUGUAUACAAAGUACAGAAUCUCCAGUGGACAGCUGACUUCUCGGGGAAUGUAACUUUGACCUGGAUACGGCCCAAGAAGAUGCCCUCCGCUUCUUGUGUCUACAACGUCUACUACAGGGUGGUUGGAGAGGGCAUGUGGAAGACCGUGGAGACCCACAGCAAUAAAACAAGCAUGAUAUUGAAAGUCUUGAAGCCAGAUACCACGUAUCAGGUUAAAGUCCAAGUGCAGUGCCUGAGCAAGGUGCACAACACCAACGACUUUGUGACUCUGAGGACGCCGGAAGGAUUGCCAGACGCCCCUCGCAGUCUCCAGCUGUCGCUCCACAGGGAAGAGGAAGGCGUGAUUGUGGCCCACUGGAUUCCUCCCGCCCACACGCAUGGCCUCAUUCGAGAGUACAUUGUGGAAUACAGCAGGAAUGCUUCCAGGAUGUGGGCGUCCCAGAGGGCUGCCAGUAACGUCACGGAAAUAAAGAAUUUACUGGUUAACACUCCGUACACCGUCCGAGUGGCUGCGGUGACUAGCCGUGGAGUAGGAAACUGGAGCGAUUCUAAAUCCAUUAUCACCGUCAAAGGCAAAGUGAUCCCACCACCAGAUAUCCGCAUUGACAGCUACAGUGAGAAUUCUCUAAGCUUCACCCUGACCAUGGAUAGUGACGUCAAGGUGAAUGGCUAUGUGGUGAACCUCUUCUGGGCAUUUGACACCCACAAACAAGAGAAGAUAACUUUGAACUUCCGGGGGAACAUCUUGUCGCACAAAGUUACCAAUCUGACCGCUCAUACAUCUUAUGAGAUUUCUGCCUGGGCCAAGACUGAUUUAGGGGAUAGCCCUCUGGCGUUCGAGCAUGUCAUGACCAAAGGAGUCCGCCCACCUGCUCCUAGCCUCAAAGCCAAGGCCAUCAAUCAGACUGCAGUGGAAUGCACCUGGACUGGCCCCAGGAAUGUGGUUUAUGGCAUUUUCUACGCUACAUCCUUCCUUGACCUGUAUCGCAGUCCGAAGAGCUUGACUACUUCACUCCACAACAAAACAGUCAUUGUCAGGAGGGAUGAGCAGUAUUUGUUUCUGGUCCGGGUGGUGGUGCCCUACCUAGGGCCGUCCUCCGACUACGUUGUGGUAAGGAUGAUCCCAGACAACAGGCUCCCACCUCGUCACCUGCAUGUGGUUCGCACCGGCAAAACCUCGGCUGUCAUCAAGUGGGAAUCCCCGUAUGAUUCUCCUGACCAGGACCUGUUGUAUGCAAUUGCGGUUAAAGAUCUGAUAAGGAAGAGUGAUAGAAGCUACAAAAUAAGAUCCCGCAACAGUACUGUGGAAUACACCCUUAACAAGUUGCAACCUGGAGGAAAAUACCACGUCAUUGUCCAACUGGGGAACAUGAGCAAAGAUUCCAGUAUAAAAAUCACCACAGUUUCAUUGUCCGCACCUGAUGCCUUAAAAAUCAUAACAGAAAACGACCACGUCCUUCUGUUUUGGAAGAGUCUAGCUUUGAAGGAAAAGCAUUUCAAUGAAAGCAGGGGCUAUGAGAUACACAUGUUGGAUGGAGCCAUGAAUAUCUCAGCUUACCUUGGGAAUACUACUGACACUUUCUUUAAAAUUUCCAACCUGAAAUUGGGUCAUAAUUACACUUUCACUGUGCAAGCAAGAUGCCUUUUUGGCAGCCAGAUCUGUGGGGAGCCUGCUGUCCUGCUGUAUGACGAACUGGGGUCUGGUGCGGGUGCGUCCGCGGCCCGGGCGGCCAGGUCUACGGAUGUGGCCGCCGUGGUGGUACCCAUCCUGUUCCUGAUACUGCUGAGCCUGGCGGUGGGGUUUGCCGUCCUGUACACGAAGCAUCGGAGGCUGCGGAGCAGCUUUACCGCUUUCGCCAACAGCCACUACAGCUCCAGGCUGGGCUCGGCCAUCUUCUCCUCCGGGGACGACCUGGGGGAAGAUGACGAGGAUGCUCCUAUGAUAACUGGAUUUUCAGACGACGUCCCCAUGGUGAUAGCCUGAAAGAGCUUUUCCUCACUAGAAACCAAAUGGUGUAAAUAUUUUAUUUGAUAAAGAUAGUUGAUGGUUUAUUUUAAAAAGAUGCACUUUGAGUUGCAAUAUGUUAUUUUUAUAUGGGCCAAAAACAAAAGACAAAAACAAAAAACAAAAAAAAAAAGGAAAGAAAGGAAUGGGUACACUUUGUAGUCAUCAACUGUGAACUUCCAACCAGGUUGAUUUUAGUAACCAAAUUGCUUUAAUUUCAUAUUAAUGUAGUCUUACAGGGCUGUGCUUGCUGGGCAUGCUUUUAAGUCUGUGAGAUCAUUUUGAUUCAAUAAACUGGCCGUUCUUUUUAUUUUUCUAA